UAACAAAGAACUCCAGGAAGACAUACGCAUACAGUAUAAAGUGUGGCAAUUUGCACGGUCUGACCAAAACUUUACUACGAUUUUUUAAAAUAUAUAAUAACUGACAUUUGUUUGAAAUCGAUUCGCAGAAUACCAUGUCAGUAGCAAACGAUUUGAGCGCUGGGGACUGCAUUGACGCCAGGCGGGGCGAUGGACAAGAGUGUGAGGGCCCCCGUGGUGGCUCUGGGUCUAUGCAGGUGGACGCCAAACCUCACUCCCAUAGCUUCAGGUACAGUCUCAGUUACCCCAGCAUUGGCCAGUGUAUCAUCAUCAACAACAAGAACUUUGACAGAAGAACAGGUAUGAAUGUACGCAAUGGCACAGAUGUGGAUGCAGGCAACGUGAUGAAUGUGUUUGGGAAACUGGGUUAUAAGGUGAAGGUUUACAACGACCAGACAGUGGACCAGAUCAAGCAUGUUUUAACCACAGCCUCCAAGGAGGACCACAGCCGCUCCGCCUCGUUCGUGUGUGUCCUGCUGAGUCACGGGGACGAUAGUGUGUUCUUUGGAACGGAUGCCUCCAUCGAGCUCAAGAGCCUCACCAGCCUGUUCCGGGGCGACCGCUGCAACUCGCUGGUGGGCAAGCCCAAACUCUUCUUCAUCCAGGCGUGCAGAGGUACUGAUCUGGACGUGGGCAUCGAGGCAGACAGCAAUUCAGAUGAGGGCUCGACCAAGAUCCCUGUGGAAGCAGACUUCCUCUAUGCCUACUCCACAGCUCCAGGCUACUACUUGUGGAGGAACACUCAGACUGGCUCCUGGUUCAUCCAAUCGCUGUGUGAGAUGAUUGGCAAGUACAGCAAAGAGCUGGAGGUCCAACACAUCCUGACCCGGGUCAACCACAAAGUGGCGACAGAGUUUGAGUCUGCGUCAAAGUCUCCUGGUUUCGAUGCCAAGAAGCAGAUCCCCUGCAUCGUAUCAAUGCUGACCAAAGAGAUGUACUUUACACCCUGAUAGGAGAAAGGUGUGAAGAAGCUCUUCAUUUGCCUGCUUCCAGGUCGAUUUUAGCUGUCUCGCCAACAGCUAUGGUCACUGUUAUAGGAGUUGGCAAGAGAAGAAAAACAGACCUGGGAUCAGGCUAGCUUCUAUCUGAGUGAGGGCAAUAGAUGUGUGUUUUGGUUGUGGAUUGUAUUAGCUGAAUUUUUAACACCACUGCUCAAUCGCUCUGGAUCAAGUUGGACUUGGUUUAAACUUGUAGACUUAAGUAUCACAUUUUAUGUUGGAGGUUGAAACCUCUGUCAUGCUUUCAUCCUGAUGUCAUGCACAGAGAAGUUGACUUUUCUUCAGGGUUGGGGUCAGUUCCCGCUUCAAUUCCGUCAACUGAGGAAGUGUAAAAUCCUAAUUGUAAAUGUUACAUUUAAUUAACUUCCUAAAUGCACUGAUUGAUUUGAAAGUUGAAUUGACCGCAACCCUGUUUCUUACUGAAUGAUCCUUUUCGUGUUUAACGGAGGAUGUGUAUAAAGUUUUGGGAGUAGAUUGCAGGGGCAGUGUGUUGUAAUCAAAUCAUGGAUGUGCAACUCGUCUACAAGCACCAGCAAUUCUCCCUCAGGUUUCUCAUACAGUUUUAUUUAAACAUUUAAUUGUAUUAUUUUUACAAUGUCUAGAACCACAUAUAUUUUGUUGGAUACUUGAAUGAGUAGUUAAAGUGCAUUCCUCAAGGGAUUAUGUUACAUUUGUCUUUUGUGUUGGUUUAAAUUGUUUAUAUAUAUAUAUAUUAUUUAAACUGCAGGAUAUUGUUUAGGUCCAUUAUAGUUGUAUUGUGAAAUAAACUAUCCUGUAAAAAAUGUAUUCUCCAGAAAUAA
Molecule: messenger RNA, 1837 nt
Organism: Salvelinus fontinalis (brook trout)
Lineage: Eukaryota; Metazoa; Chordata; Actinopteri; Salmoniformes; Salmonidae
Product: caspase-3-like
Exons: 6
Coding region: 135-989 (284 amino acids)
Biological process (GO): apoptotic process; erythrocyte differentiation; neuron differentiation
Cellular component (GO): cytoplasm
Source: RefSeq, a predicted model, not a curated record